Solanum stenotomum is the source of this 782-nucleotide messenger RNA. RefSeq lists its product as uncharacterized. The coding region runs from base 45 to 782 and encodes 245 amino acids. The transcript has 2 exons. NCBI's taxonomy places the organism in Eukaryota, Viridiplantae, Streptophyta, Magnoliopsida, Solanales, Solanaceae. The record is from RefSeq and is a predicted model, not a curated record.
UAAGAAAAACGAGAGAGAUAGAAGCAGAGUUCAGUCAGUUAAGAAUGAAUUUUCCAAAUGAAGAACCUGAUAAUUCCACGAAUUCAGUUGAAGAUGAUCAGAUCAGGCAAGUUCAACUUAAAAUUCAAUUUCACAGUACCAGAAAAGGGGAUCUCGAAACAAUCGAAUCCUAUGUGAAAAGAUUGAGGUCCAUCGCCGAUUCCCUGGCAGAAAUCGGCGAUGAGAUCUCAAAUUCAAACAUGGUGUUGCAACUUCUUGCUGGUUUGCCUAUUGAAUACUUGCCCCUCAAAAACACAAUAUCAUCAAAGUGGCCUCUUCCCACUUUUGGAGACGCUUGUUUCAUGGUGUACAAGCACGAAGGCAUGAGUUUUCGAAAAGAUGAAUCUAAUAAUAGUUCCACAAAUUCAGUUGAAGAUGAUCAAAUCCGGCGAGCCCAACUGCAAAUUCAAUUUCACGGAACCAGAAGAGAGGAUUUUCAGCCCAUCGAAUCCUAUGUGAAAAAAUUGAAAUCCAUAGCCAAUUCUCUAGCAGAAAUUAACAGUCCAAUCUCAGAUUCAGACAUGGUGUUGCAACUUCUUGCUGGUUUGCCUAAUCAAUACUUGCCCCUCAAAAACACAAUAUCAUCAAUGCGUCCUCACCCCAAUUUUGAAGAAGCUUCUUCCAUGUUGUACAUGCAAGAGGACAUAUUAUUACAGGAUUAUGAGGAGCAAUUCAACGCUGAUUCUGGUGCUGCUGGUGCAGAGCAAUCAUCUGCAAUGAAUAAUCAUUACUAUUAUUAUUGA